AUGGCGGUCGAUUUCACAACGGUUGGAAAACCUUCUACACGACGAUGGUUUCCCGUCUAUGAGGAGCUAAACUCCACAGCUGUUGGCUACGCAAAUCUCACGGCCUGGUGCUCCGGGCCGAGGGGAUGUGCGUUAACACGUGAUGUCCUUCUUUUGGAUGCGGUGCGGUUGUGCGUGGGCGUGCUAGCACGGUCUAUCGUGCGUCGAGAUGGUGAUGAGGUUUGGGUAGAAGAUGGCGAUGCUCCGGCGCGUUGCUCAGAGAGCGACGGUCGUAUGAUAUAUGGGGUGAAUGAGAUGAUAACAGAGAUGGUGCUCUGGCGCCUUGAAAAUCAAGGGUCGGGGAGUCCUGGAGGGACAAUCGAGGCUGAAAAGACCUGCGUGGUGGAGCCUGAUCGGGGCAAGUGGGUAGUCAAAUCGGCAUUUGGGAUCGUGAAGCAUGGUGGUGUGACCCCCAUAAAUCCCAGUAAAUCUCGGCCACCGCCCUGA
Molecule: messenger RNA, 486 nt
Organism: Prunus armeniaca (apricot)
Lineage: Eukaryota; Viridiplantae; Streptophyta; Magnoliopsida; Rosales; Rosaceae
Source: the annotation of a GenBank genome assembly